Messenger RNA from Penicillium atrosanguineum, 1827 nucleotides. RefSeq names its product putative ATP-dependent Clp protease. The record is from RefSeq and is a predicted model, not a curated record. Gene Ontology annotation, cellular component: mitochondrial matrix. Gene Ontology annotation, molecular function: ATP hydrolysis activity; ATP binding. Gene Ontology annotation, biological process: protein catabolic process; proteolysis. The coding region runs from base 1 to 1827 and encodes 608 amino acids. The transcript is spliced from 2 exons. Lineage: Eukaryota; Fungi; Ascomycota; Eurotiomycetes; Eurotiales; Aspergillaceae.
AUGUGGCGGCCUGUGCAGCGUCGGCUCCCGCUUGCCUGGGCGCACCGCGAGGUUGUCCAGCCUAUCCGAUGUCGGUCGAGCUUAUCUAUCAACCGGCGUCAACUUUCCAGCUCCUCGUUACGUUUCCCGACUUACUCCCAAUUUGACAGGUCAGACUUUACCAGUCAGCCAUAUACAUCAAGCUAUGAGACUGGACUUCCGACCUCUGGACCUCUAGGGUCGACACCGGCCUUUGGAGCUCCGCGCAUAACACCCAAGGUCCUGAAGCAGUAUCUCGACCAGUAUGUCGUGGGCCAGGACCGCGCAAAGAAGGUGUUGAGUGUUGCUGUCUACAACCAUUAUCAGAGAGUACAGGAAGUGCAAAGACGGGAAGAGGAGGCGGAAGAACUUCUCAUGAAGCGACAGCGGAGAGAAGCGCUGGAAGGUCACCCCUUAGAAGAGGAAUUUCCCGGUCAGCCGCGUCCAGUCGGUCUCCCGUCUACACCAAAGUCCCGCCAGGCCACUCCGCUAGACCAAACAGAGCUGGUCGAUACAUCACCACUACAGUUGGACAAGUCCAACAUUUUGCUACUUGGACCAUCCGGCGUUGGUAAAACACUCAUGGCGAAGACGCUGGCUCGAGUCCUAUCGGUACCUUUCAGUAUCUCAGAUUGUACACCUUUCACGCAGGCUGGCUACAUCGGAGAAGAUGCCGAGACUUGCGUUCACCGACUUCUGGCCGCUGCGAACUAUGACGUCGAGCAGGCGGAACGAGGAAUUAUUGUUCUUGAUGAGGUGGACAAAAUUGCGGCUGCAAAGGUCAGUCAUGGCAAGGAUGUCGGCGGCGAAGGGGUGCAGCAAGCGCUUCUAAAGAUCAUCGAGGGCACUACGAUCCAAGUGCAGGCCAAAAAUGAGAAGAAUCCGCGGAGUAAUAGCCCUCCGAACUCCUAUCCCUCUAACAGUCCGCUGGGAAAUACACCAUUCCAGCCACACAAUAACAAUGCUGCCGCCAAGGGCGAGGUGUACAACGUGCGCACGGACAACAUCCUGUUCGUGUUCUCUGGCGCAUUCGUCGGUUUGCAAAAAGUGGUGAUGGAUCGCAUCUCUCGUGGCUCGAUCGGCUUUGGUCAACCAGUUCGUUCAGCGUCAAGCACGAGUGAUUAUCCUGGUCUUCCAAAUGCUUCGCACAACGAACCACUUCCCAUUCUCCCCGGGUCCGACGAAGAAGCACUAUACAAGAAGCACCUCCCCUUUUUCACAUCCGCAUCUCCAGUGCCAGGUGGCGAGCCCACAUAUUUCAACGCACUUGACCUUAUAACCCCAGCGGACCUGCAAAGCUACGGCUUCAUCCCCGAGCUGAUUGGCAGGAUUCCCGUCACCGCCGCACUUUCGACACUAACUCAACCCUUACUUUUGCGCAUCCUUACCGAACCCCGCAACUCUCUGCUCGCCCAAUACACAACUCUUUUCUCGCUCUCUGGCAUUGAAUUACGCUUUACCACGCCAGCUUUGCACAAGAUUGCAGCGAAUGCCUUCACAAUGGGCACGGGAGCUCGCGCUCUACGUACCGAGAUGGAAACUAUUCUCAGCGACGCGAUGUUUGAAGCUCCUGGCUCCAGCGUCAAAUUCGUUCUCGCCACCCAGGCUGUAGCCGAGCGCAAGGAGAAACCUAUUUAUCUCGCUCGUGGCCAAGGCGGGAAGUUCCACGCUAUGAUCUCCGCCGAGGAGAGCGAGUGGGAGGAAAAGACAAGGCGCGACAAAAAGGACAAGAAGGACAAGGCCAAUCGCGAUGACGGAAACGAACAUUCAUCGAACUUCCAGGAAUAUCGGAAGCGAUCGAUAGGCUAA